CUACAAUGUUCAAUCUGCAACCGAAGUCUUGUCUUUAGUCUUCCAGAGACAUCGGUGGCAUCGUAUGCCAAGUUAUUUUGUUGCCGCUGUACAAGUCGUGUUUCUGCAGUGCAUACAUUUUCGAAAUUAAUUCGAUUCGCGAGAAGUUUUAAGAAAUUGCUUAAUCAGAGGAUUCGCAAUGCAGGGCCGAAAGCACAAAUUUUGCACAAAACUUUACAGUACAUAUUUAAGAAAAUGGUGGAUUACAAUUGCUAUAGCAGUAUGCCUUCUCAUUCUUGGAAUUUUGAUCACAUGUGAAUUUACAGCGCUAAUAAAUUUAAUUAUAAACUACCAAGUUGCUCUUCGCCCGGGGAGUCAAACCUUUGGAUGGUGGGCCAAGCCACCAGUGGAGCCGAAAAUUUCCGUUUAUGUGUACAAUGUUACGAAUGCAAAUGAGUUUUUGAAUAAUGCUUCCAAGCCAAUUCUUGACGAAGUGGGCCCAUACGUGUACACAGAGUCAUGGGAGAAGGUCAAUGUUGUUAAAAACGAAAAUGGUACAUUAAGUUACAAUUUAAAAAAAAUUUACAUUUUUCGUGAGGACCUUUCUGUCGGCAUGGAAGAUGAUGUCGUUAUCGUUCCCAACAUUCCAAUGUUAAGUGCAACAUCUCAAAGCAAACACGCAGCAAGAUUUCUGCGACUUGCAAUGGCCAGUAUAAUGGACAUUUUAAAAAUAAAACCUUUUGUUCAAGUUUCUGUGGGUCAAUUACUUUGGGGCUAUGAGGACCCGCUUCUUAAACUAGCAAAGGAUGUUGUUCCGAAGGAACAAAAGUUACCAUACGAAGAAUUUGGUCUAAUGUAUGGCAAAAAUGGAACAUCAACAGAUCGAGUAACUAUUUUCACAGGAGUAGACGAUAUUACUCAAUAUGGAAUAAUCGAUAAGUUUAAUGGCAGAUCUUAUCUCCCUCACUGGUUAAGCGAUAAUUGCAAUAGGUUAAAUGGCACAGAUGGAUCAAUAUUCCCACCUCAUAUUGAAAAAGAUCGCAUUCUGUUCGUAUAUGAUAAGGACUUAUGCAGGCUUUUGCCGCUUGUUUACGAAAAAGAAGUUCAAAUAAAGGAAAAUGUUCUAGGAUAUAGGUUCACGCCCCCGGAAAAUGUAUUUGGGGACGUUGAAAGUAAUCCUGAAAAUGCAUGUUUCUGCCCAGCGGGCCAGCCAUCUUGUUCGCCAAAGGGAUUAUUCAAUGUAUCACUUUGCCAAUAUGAUUCGCCAAUUAUGCUGAGUUUUCCUCAUUUUUAUUUGGGAGAUGAUAGUUUCCUAACCGCAGUUGAAGGAAUUAGUCCUCCGGAUAAGGAUAAGCAUACAUUUUUCAUCGAUGUUCAUCCGACAAUGGGAACUACUUUAAGAGCUCGCGCACGAGUUCAGAUCAAUUUGGCGGUGAGUCAAGUCUUUGACAUAAAACAAGUGGCUAAUUUCCCCGACAUCGUGUUUCCGAUAUUGUGGUUCGAGGAAGGUAUAGAUGAGCUUCCGGAUGAAAUAACCGACUUGAUGAGCUUUGCGGAAACUGUACCACCAAAAAUACGUUUGGUUAUCAUAAUUGCUCUUUUCGCCUUAGGUGCUUUACUCUUCUUGCUUGCUCUAUUCUGUUUAAUAAGGAGUUCGCAUAGACAAAGCACUUUGCAUCUAGAAGGUUCUAAUUACUUAGCAACAGCUCAAUUCGAUCUAACGAAAAAGAAAGCUAAAGAACCGAAAAAUUAAAUAUUAAGUCGAAUAUAUAAUACAUAUAUACAUCUUUUUACAUAUAUAUACCUAUUAUAAUUAAUUAAUGUAUAGGCAAGAAGGCGGGGUAUGUAAUCUACCUGUACAACCGCUGUUAAACAAAUAUAUAAUAAACACAGUACAGAGGAAAAUAAAAACACUAUAAUAUGGUAUGAAAUGCGUAAGUUUAGAAGACUAAAAUACUGUACGCAAAUACAUGGAUUCGUAUAUUUACGAAUAUUCAAUUAUUAUAUAAUAUUUCAUACAAAACUUAUUACAAUAUAUGUAUAUACCCGAAGCAUUGGUACUUAAUACAGCUCUGGGUUUUAUCUUUCCUCACUCUUAAUAAUUUCUAAAUUAUUGGCUAUUAUUUUGUUAUAAAGUAUUGCGAGGACAUAAUCAAAAGCUAUUAUUUUACUUUAACAAACAUUAAAUUUUUUUCUUUGCACCGCUUUUGGCUUAUAUUUCUGAAAUAUGUAUAUUGAAUUGUCUCCUUCAUUAUAACUGAAGAGCCCGAUAGAUUUUUGAAAAAUUUAAGAAAUCUUUAUUAAAAAUUAAUAAAUAUAUACCUCAGGGCAUUAUACAAAUAGGUAUAUAUAAAAUAACUUACUUAUAAUUAAGCCCUUGAAAGAAAAAGAAGGUAUCGUAUUAAAGACUGAAUCAUUAAAAUAUUUGUUGUGUCCUAACAAUGCUUUAUAGCGAAACUAUAAGCAUGUCUUUCGGGUAUAUAAGUAUUUUAUAUAUUGUUUAAUUUUUAAAUUUUUAUAAAUAUUUUAGUCGAACUCGAUGAAAACUUGUCAAAUAUGGAUAUCAAAUAUAAUUCUGAAAUACUAAAUUGAGCUAUUAUAAUGUCUAGUAAUCCACAUGUUGCUUAAAAAUAUACUUAUAUAUAAUAUUAUUUUUGAAUCAUGUACAUGAUACAUGAAUAUACCGUCCAAGUUAUUUUGAUGUAUACUUGCAUAUACAUAUAUACAUAUACAUAUAUGUGCUUAUGCUCGUUCAUGUAAUGUAGGUAAUUUAGCUUGUUAUUAAAAUAUAAUUAAACAUUGUCCAAUUGUACUUACUUAAUACGAAAAGUCAAGAUAAUAUAUUUUGACACGUACAGUUACUCUUUUGGAACAUCGCAUUCACAGAAAUCUUUUCAAAUGCAAUUAUCUGCGAACAAAGCUAUCCUAUUCAUACAUAUGUACUUACUAAUCAUUUAUAGUCGUUUUAGUUUGACAUUUCUUUAAUAUUGAAAUAGGCUUUCUGCAGACCUAUGCUAAUUACAAUACCUUAAAUAAUUGAUAAUAAUAAUCUUAACUGAAAAAUUAAUAUUUUCCCAUUUUUCGCUUUCUGACUAAUCAUUCACAAAUUGAGGAACAUACGGUCGAACUAUCAUACCUAUUACUGUCCUUGAAAACAUUAACAAUUUGAAAAAUGACAAGUUAAAAUCAACUUGAGAAUUGAGGGUUAAAAAAAUAUUAAAUAACAUUUUUAAGGGCUUCUCAGCUACAUACCUAUGUACAUAUGUAUGUGGGUGUGCUUGUGAGUGUUAACUUAUAU
Molecule: messenger RNA, 3277 nt
Organism: Ceratitis capitata (Mediterranean fruit fly)
Lineage: Eukaryota; Metazoa; Arthropoda; Insecta; Diptera; Tephritidae
Gene: emp
Product: scavenger receptor class B member 1
Exons: 8
Coding region: 179-1732 (517 amino acids)
Cellular component (GO): cytoplasm; membrane
Molecular function (GO): scavenger receptor activity
Source: RefSeq, a predicted model, not a curated record